Molecule: messenger RNA, 969 nt
Organism: Linnemannia hyalina
Lineage: Eukaryota; Fungi; Mortierellomycota; Mortierellomycetes; Mortierellales; Mortierellaceae
Source: the annotation of a GenBank genome assembly
AUGCGACACCCAUCGAAUGUCAAUUGGAUAUUGGGCUCAACAGUCCUCCUGUCCCUGGCUCUGCUCUUGCGCCUGGCCGCCCUUGGCGAAGCAUCCAUUAGUCAGCGAGGGGCCUCGGCCGCCGCCAUCGACGACCUCAAAAGCAACUCGCUCUUCUGGAAACGGGACCGACUCCCCCUCUACCCCCGCCACUCUUCCUCUGACUCGCCAGUUCGACGACAACUUCAGACUGGCAGUGCAAGUCUCCUCCGCAAGCGGAGUCUUUUCUCCCAUGUAAACGACGACAUUGUUGUUCCCCCUUCCCCUCCUUCUCGCCUCCCUGCUGUCAUUCGACGACGCCCUCAUAUCAUCAACGCCGGUAACUACGAGGAUGAGGAAGGAGAACAAGAAGAAGUGGAGGAUGUAGAGGAAGAGGAGGAGUCUGUUGUGAGAAUGACGGUUGAGUUGACUCACGAGGGGAACCGAGAACGAGAGGUCGAGACCCACAAAAUUUACAAAUUUGACCACUCAAGCACCACCAAGGAUAUCAAAGUCAGCGAGCCAACCGACAAAUUAAACUUUUGGGCGGACGACAACGACGACGAGGAGGAUGAUGAGAAGCGAACCUUGAUUGAGCCGCAUUAUCCUUCCAUCAACCUCUUUGACGAGGAGGAGCUGCUCGAGGUCGGCGAGGACGGCAUCCUCCGCGAGAAGGGCCACCGAUCAUCAUCAUCGUCUUCCAGUCGCUCUUCUUCAGAAGGUGAAUCUCGCCAUGACCAAGGGUGGUUGGUGGAUGAGUGGGAGGAGGAACUGGAGGGAGAUAUGGACGAGUGGAUGGACUGGGUCGAGGAGGACCAUGCCUUGAGCCGAAUCAACGCCGAGACGGACAAGAACCGUCUGCGCGACCAGAGCGCGAUGGACAGCCUAGUCUUCGAUGAGGAUGAGGCUAGCCCUUUCCAGCGCCUUUUCUCGGAGUCAUGGCUCUUUUAG